Molecule: messenger RNA, 3351 nt
Organism: Hemibagrus wyckioides
Lineage: Eukaryota; Metazoa; Chordata; Actinopteri; Siluriformes; Bagridae
Product: zinc finger protein 124-like
Exons: 9
Coding region: 677-2914 (745 amino acids)
Biological process (GO): regulation of transcription by RNA polymerase II
Cellular component (GO): nucleus
Molecular function (GO): DNA-binding transcription factor activity, RNA polymerase II-specific; RNA polymerase II transcription regulatory region sequence-specific DNA binding
Source: RefSeq, a predicted model, not a curated record
UGCAGUUCUAGGAGAUUAUCUGAAGCAUGUGGUGGAGAUGCAGUGUCCCCGGCUGUGGAAAACAGAAACAAGGGAAAGUUAAAGGCGUCAUUUUCACCAUUUUCCCCUGAAAAAGUCUUUGUAGUAAAUGGUUAGCGAAGGUUGUAAAUAAAACGGAGGAAAAAAAAUAACACGCCUAUUUCCGAGUGUGCAGCCAGCACUUCAGACCUGACGACUAUGAGAGGAGAAGUUCACUUCCAGAACAAAAAAAUUACAAUUAAUUUUCUCAUCCCAGAUGUUCAUAUCUUUUUUUUUCUUCAGUCGUAAAGAAAUGAUGAUUUUUGAGGAAAACAUUUCAGGAUUUUUCUCUAUUGUAGUGGACUUCUACGGUGCCUCCGAGUCUUAUCUUCCCAAAUGCAGCUUCAAAGAGCUCUAAACGAUCCCAGCUGAGGAAAAGGAGUCUUAUCCAGCCAAAGGAUCGGUCAUUUACUUAGGAAAAAAAAAUAGCAAACCGGAUACUUUUUAACCCACAAAAGCCCGUCUAGCACCAGUUCUGGGGAUGCGCGUCCCCGACGCUACGUAAUCACGUCGGAAGGUCACGCGGAAAUACAGCCCCAGUGUUUGAGAGCGUGGAGGAGGAGGGCUCUGAAUUUGUGACACAACGAUAUGUAACUUUGAAUCACAUUUUCCCUUUAAUAUGGUCCGCUCGUGUGCCUACCCUCGGUGUGAGAAUCGUUUCAAAGCGAAAAGAUUACGUCCGAGAGGAGAUAUGUUGACUUCUCACAAAUUUCCUUCCAAAAAUCCUGAUCGACUGAAGCAGUGGUUGCUGGCUCUGAACAUGGACAUCAACACUCCCGCAGCCUCUCUGCAGCAGAAAAGAGUGUGCAGUGAACAUUUUGUCGACGAUGAUUAUCAUCCCUCUGAGGAAGGGAAGCUUCGUCUGCUGAGAUCAUCAUCUGUGCCCAUAGCGUUUUUACAACGAGCCAAGAAUUCAUCUAAUGAAAACCAAGAGUCCCUAGCAACGCAAACACCAGGACAACAAAAGGACUCUGGUAGAGGAACGACGUCAACACAGUUAACAGAUAAACAUCCUAUACUUUGUUUACUGAUCAAAAGUCCAGAAACUGAGCAAAACCGGACCGAAUCAUCCACACGUGGGAUGUAUUAUUAUGCUUUCCCUGUAAUACGCUCCCACAACUCUAUGUCUUCUGAAAAAGAAAAUGCACCUACUUCAGUCAGAACAUGUUCUGAGUUGGAAGAGAGCUCAUGGCUUAAAGCGGUCAAGAGUCUUCAGACUCCUCAAGGAUGUAACAUUUUUAGGAGCAGUGAAGUGAUGGUGAACACACACUGUCUGCUGGAGCUCUUCCAGUUCUGCUGGCUUUGUCAGAAAGAGUGCUGUAUUACCAUCAAGGGCAGCGAGAGGCUGUUUUCAGUCACGCAGGACUGCCAGAGCUGCAGCUACCACAGAGACUGGAGGAGUCACCCGCGUUCAGCCGAACCUACACAGACCUUUCAUACUGAGACAGAACAUGAAGAAGUUGAGGAGGUGCCUUCUGAAAAAGAAAAUGCACCUACGUCAGUCAGAACAUGUUCUGAGGUGGAAGAGAGCUCAUGGCUUAAAGCGGUCAAGAGUCUUCAGACUCCUCAAGGAUGUAACAUUUUUAGGAGCAGUGAAGUGAUGGUGAACACACACUGUCUGCUGGAGCUCUUCCAGUUCUGCUGGCUUUGUCAGAAAGAGUGCUGUAUUACCAUCAAGGGCAGCGAGAGGCUGUUUUCAGUCACGCAGGACUGCCAGAGCUGCAGCUUCCACAGAGACUGGAGGAGUCACCCGCAUUCAGCCGAACCUACACAGAGCUUUCAUACUGAGACAGAACAUGAAGAAGUUGAGGAGGUUGUGGUUCAGAUUGUGUCAUCCAAUAACGAGUGCAGUGAGCAGGUGUUUAUCAAAAAGGAUGGCUCAUAUUUACAUAGUGACGUCAAAGGAGAGAAAAUGAAAAAGAAAAGAAAGAGAAAACGUAAAACUUCAGAUUCAGAGUGGGAGCCGUCUUUAAGUGAAGAGCUCACAGACUCUGAAUUGUCCAUGGAUGAAGACAUGUUCACAGUUUUAAAGGAGGACGGUCAGGGUAAACUUGUAGUGUGGUGUACACAAUGUGAGACCGAGGCCUCGCUCUCCUGUUCUGUCCAUCGACACAAGAAAGUCUUCUGCUGUGCUCAGUGCAGUGCAGGUGAUGAUAUUCAAACACAUCAUAUUGAAACGCUUCCUGUUCGGUUCGAUGACAUGGCCAGUUUUCAGAAACAUGCUGAACAAGAACAUGGAUCCAAACCGGUCUAUAAUCUGUGUCAGGAUUGUGGUAAGUUUGCCGUAGCAGAUCCUGAAUCCAGAGGUUUAAAAAAACAUGAAUGUGAACACAAGUCUAAAUUCGUCGUCUGUCCAGAGUGCGGGAAAAGAUUCCUCACCGAAGCCGGCUUGAAGUUGCACCGCACGCAGCUCCAUUCGGAUUACGACCAUCCGUGUAAAUACUGUCUAAAGGUCUUCAAAACCAGAUCUGCAAAACUGGAACAUGAACAGACUCAUCCUAAAUCAAAUCAACCGUACAGCUGUCCACAUUGUCCAGAGAAGUUUAGCAGUAUUCACAAACGCAAUAAACACGUUAUCACAUCCCACCGAGGGCCAUAUAAAUACGUGUGUGAUGUCUGCGGGAAAGGCUUUAAUGAUAUUAACCGGCUGAGGAGGCAUGAACUCAUCCAUUCUGGAGAAAAGCCUUUCAAAUGCCAAGUGUGUGAGCGUUCCUUUAACCAAAUGGAAAACCUCACUUCUCACAUGCGUGUCCACACCGGAGAGAAACCUUUCAGGUGUGAGCAGUGCGGAGAGUCGUUCAGUCACAACGUCAGCCUGAAAAACCACAAGCGACGACACCAUGACUCACGGGUUUGACUCAGAAAGAGGGAACGACGAAUGAUCUAGAAUAAGGAGAUAUUUAUAUAAAAAGUCUAUUCACAUUGUAAACAGUAUUGCUUUGAGGAUGCAGAUAUGCAGUGCAUAAUAAAUAAUCCUUUACUUUACUAAAUUGACUGAGUCUUUGUAUAAUACAGACUGUGCUGUCUCUCCUGUGCCUGCACAAUAAACACAAAUUACAGAACCAAUGUUGGGAAAAUGUAUUUUUCUUGCUUAAUGAUUUCACUUAAACAUGUUUGAAGUUGUUUAAGAAAACCACAUUAAAGCUGUGUUAACAUAAAUAUGACUAUUUUUCAUUAAUAAGGUUGAGAGGAGAUUUUUGCACUGCUUGCCCCAGUUUUUUUAAAUGAUAGCCUACUGGUUAACCACCCACUUCUGCCUGACCUCUAACCUCUAAUAUGGGAGUAAUGAAUGUG